Harpegnathos saltator (Jerdon's jumping ant) is the source of this 4752-nucleotide messenger RNA. RefSeq names its product autophagy-related protein 101 (gene Atg101). Gene Ontology annotation, cellular component: phagophore assembly site; Atg1/ULK1 kinase complex. Bases 969 to 1625 code for a protein of 218 amino acids. Gene Ontology annotation, biological process: autophagy; autophagosome assembly. The record is from RefSeq and is a predicted model, not a curated record. Gene Ontology annotation, molecular function: protein kinase binding. The transcript has 2 exons. Lineage: Eukaryota; Metazoa; Arthropoda; Insecta; Hymenoptera; Formicidae.
GCGACCCAGUAGGGUGCCGGCCCUGAAGAGGUGCGAUCGAUUUUCUUUCUGUGUCGUUUCAUUCAUGUCACGGUGCGCGACUUCACGAUGUAGCGCCAGGAUAUCGGAACCGCUCGGCUGAUCAGAUAGAGCUGCCUGCGACGUCAUCCCGCUCGCUCGCCUAUACGAGUCCAUCGCUCAAACGAACGAAGCGCGAUCAAACAAUCGCGUCCUUCUCUUCGAGGUGAUAUAUCCCGUUCAUUCCUCAUCCUUCUCUCCCCCUUCCCCUUCUCUCUCUCUCUCUCUCCCCCCCCCCUCGUUGUCGACUCGGUCGCGCGAGCGUACGCGGAAACACAUUAUCCCUCUCUCUUCCGGGACCAAGAACGUGGAGCCCUCACGGGAGCGGGCGUCGAAGCGCGCGGUGGCAACAGCAGCGCCAAAAUGGCAUUUGCCACGAGCACAGCUGUUGUUUACCCACAAAGCCGUGUGCAGGAGGACCACUGGUGGCUGCUGCAGCUUGCGCUAACGGGUCACUGAGGAACGAGCGGAGCGCGACACGCAGCUUCCUCGUCGGGAUGAUGGAAGAUGCUCGCGAAUGAGCGGGUUGGAGUAGCGAACGCUCGCGAGAAAGUGACGUGACGGCGACAACGACGGCGACGGCGACGGCGACGGCGACGGCGAGGAGGACGGUGGUCGUGGUGCUUCGAGGGAAGAGCGUGCACGCGAGGAAGCGCUCGAUGGAAGAGGUUAGUGAGGCUCGCGGCGGCGGAAGUCACAGCAGCGGGUACGAAUCGCGCGCGGGUAACUAACCUAGUCGCGUUCGCCAUCGCCCCGAGCCAGGACGACGGCGAAGACGAGGACAGCGACGGCGACGGCGACGGCGACGGGGACGGCGGUGGUGGCGGUGGCGGCGGCGGCGGCGGCGACGGCGGCGAAGGACCACAGUCGAGAGGAGUCGAUAUCGAAGAAGAAAGUGUCCAAGUAUCAUCAUGAACGCCAGGACACAGCUGUUCGAAUUGAGCAUGGAGGGACGUCAGGUGGAUGAAGCGGUGGCCAGUAUAUUCCACAGUGUUCUCUUUCAUCGAAGCUUCGGCAAAUUCAAGUACAAACAGGAGGGCAGCUACUCGGUAGGCACUGUGGGGUACCAGGAUGUGGACUGUGACUUCAUCGAUUUCACUUAUGUCUGCUGCUCGUCGGUGCACCUCGACCAAACGUUGAAGCGCGAGAUCUCAGGCUUCUCGGAGGCCCUGCGCUCCACCGAUAGCCCAGGCUCCGGCCAGAUAUCCUUGGAGUUUUUCCAACGUAAGAAGAACCGCUGGCCGUUUCAGCCGGAGUGCAUACCGUGGGAAGUGUGGACCGUGCGUCUCGAGCUCAUCAAACUGGCGACCGAGCACGAGCGGCAAAUAUGCCGGGAGAAAGUGGGUGAUCUGCUGACCGACAAGAUCCUCUACAUCACCGAGGUGAUGAAUCGGCACGACUACAUACCGAAAGUGCCGAGCCAGGCGGAGCUGGACCUGAUCUUCGACACCUCGUAUCCGGACAUACAGCCGUAUCUCUUCAAGCUGUCCUUCACGACCUCCGGCCCGUCGAGCACCACGAUGGGCAACACGAUGAAGAAAUUGAUCAGAGAGACACUGUCCAUUUAGUCGUAGAACGCAUAGUUCUUCGAUAGAAUUUCGACGUUGGCACAUUUGUAGCUUAGCAGUUGCCUGGAAAGUCGCAGGACUCGCUCUCUCAUUUUCUUGCUGCGAUUCGCGAGCGUGCGCGCCCUUAGCUUCUCUUGUCCUCCGCGUUGCGCCGCACGCACGAGAUAGAUUAUUUUGUUCCUCACGACUCUCCGAUAUACCUGUCUUAGCGUUUAGUAGGUUACUUCGUUUCUUCGGGUUCUGCGGAAUUUUGCGGAUACACGAAGGAAGUAUAGCGCGAGUCCCGCGGGUUUUCGGUAUUCACCUACCCCUAACGGACGUUCUCGGAAGUUCUCGAUAUAUUCGUUUGUUCACUCGCAUCAAAUGACUCUCUGUUGGACCCUUUUGGUUGCGUGUAGUCGUUCCCGGUAACGGUAGUCUUGUAUCUCGCGACAUGACGCGGAAAUAAUACUUUGUACAUUGCAGGGACUUCCGCCGCUGCUGCGUAUCUGUAAUUCUGUAUAGUACAAAUUCACAUAACACACUCAAGAUACAUCCCCGCUUUUCUUUUGUAUCUUACCGCGGACAUUCAUCGUGUAAUUAUUUUAGCAGGAUCGUGACAGAGAGAGAGAGAGAGAGAGAGAGAGAGAGAGAGAGAGAGAGAGAGACACACAUUUUAUAUAAAGAUCUUUCACGUUAUACCUCUUGAUUUCACUUAAACUCUCCACGGAUGGCAACUAUUCGUGGCAGAGCUGCAUUAUGUUCCUCUCGUUUCUCAUCGCCCUUUCUCCAACGUUGUAUAAAUACGGUUAGAAUAGACUCGAGCGUUUAGCCUCUCCAUUUUUAUCUCCGAGCGUCGCGUGGCGGACGAUCACUUCAAUUACAUUUAAGAAUAAGGAUUUCGAGUUCAGAGAGAUUCCGAGAUUCCGAGACUUUAGCCGCAAAGCAGAAUGUUUUCGAUGGGGAUUCCCCCUUUAGCGUCCGCUAGAAUCCUCGGGAGCGACUCGUCUCUCUCGAGGUGCUCGAUACUUAUCCUUCGAUUAACUCAAACGGACACGACGGCCGUACUCAGCGUUGUACACUCUGGUUUUCAAUCGCUAAUGUGAAAGUAUACACACACACACACACACACACACACACACACACAUACGCAUGGUUGUAUCCUAAACGAUCAUAUGAAAUGCUUGGAUUAUCGCGCAUGUGUACGUACAUACAUACAUACAUACCUGCUUACAUACAUGACAUGUACGUCGCUGUUAUCUUCGCCGCAGAUUUAACGCUGGAUAACCCGAGACCAUGUCCUAAUAAUAAUAAUAAUAAUGUCGAGUCGUCCUUAGCGUAAUGAAGGAGAGGAACGAAGUGAGAGCUCUAAAAAGGAUCAGACCUAAUCGGAUCGUGUGAGACGAGCACGAUGAGUCUCGCGGGGUUACAUUUAGCCGUAAAUAUGCGGCGAGAGAACACGCCGGAGGUCCGGUGUGUUAAUUGCGCAGCGCAUCACGAUUACACGCUCCACGCGCAAUUAUUUAUUUGAACGUGUAACGAGAUGGUAAUACGUAACGUAACGUCGCGGACGCGUUAUGUUAGCGCAGGCUAGUAGAUAACGCAAUUUUCCUCCUCUCGCACAGCUUUCGUUGCUCCCUAGGUUGCAAUGACCGUUUGAAGCGGAGCGUAACGCGCGACGAGACAGAGUAGCCGCUAGGGCAACUGUUAACGAGGCACAAAGAAGAGGGGGGGGGGAGGGGAGGGAGUCGGGUGACGUGCGGAAGGAAGCGCGCGAAAAGAAGUCGCGGUCGCACGAUUACAUUUUUCCGGACGUUUUCGUGCCUUCGUAUCUCGUAUGGAUUUCGAUAGGUAAAUUUAACGCUCUAGUAGGAAGUACUAACUUAACCGCAUACCUAAAGCCAGUCGCGUGGUAAAUAUCAUUUAUUUAUUGAACCUCGGAGCGCAUCUCUCAUUGUGUGUGUGAAACGAAGUGAUAGGCGUAUUUUCUUCCGCGCGGAAGACGCGAGAAUCUGUGAUUCUUCUUCUCGGGUGAGGCGCUUUUUCUUCUGUUCUCUGCGAAGUGCGAACGACACAGGGCUGUGUACGUGCGUUUAUAAGCGUCGCGUGCUGUUUCCGGCUUUUUACCGAAUUGACGGGGAACGCGCGGAUUUCGGGACGCCGGCUGGGCUGGCGAUCCUCUCUCUUACGCGCGACCGUAUAAUAUUAUUGUACAAUGUAAAUAUAUAUAGCGUGUCCGAGAGAAAAUUAUACCGCGAAGCAAAGCCGUCGUGUGUGUGUGUAUGCAUGGGAGUGAGAUGGAGGGUCCUCGCGCGCGCGCACGCGUGCGUUCCAAGAUCCGCGUUGUCGGCCUUUCCUACCGACCAAUCGACAAAAAAAAAAAAGAUAUCGUACGGCACGCAUUAAGUAGCGAUGUACCUUCUCGAGUCAACCGUGGGCGAGAAGUGUAAUGUUAAUUCGAUAUAAACGUACAUCGUGUGGCCCCCGUGUUGUUUUCUCUCGCGGAGUUCUUCGACAGUAACUCGUAGCAUCAAUUGCGAUCUUUUUUUUUUUGUUUGUUAAAUCACCCACUCGGCGAAUUGCAAGCGCGUUUACGUCGAUCUUAGUCGAUCGAUGUUUCGUUUGUCUCGUACGUGUCGAUCGAGAGAAAAAGAGAGAGAGAGAGAGAGAAUAGGCAGGUGAGAGUGAGAAAGAGAGAAAGAGAACAGAAAAAACACAACAGUGAUUGUCGAUACUCUGCUGCGAUUCUGAGUAGAAAAUCGAUUGCAAUCUCUUUUCCCACUCGCGCAUCAUUCGGUACAUACCGUGCACAACUGUAAAAAGUUAAAUAACUCGCGUUAUAUAGUACGUACGUAUCGUGCUCUAUGACUAUUGGGUCAAGAUAGAGAAAGAAAGAAAGAGAGAGAGAGAGAGAGAGAGAGAGGCGCACGUAUAUACGUACGAGCGCAUAUAUGUAAUACAUAAGACAGAGAAAGAACAAUGGAAGACAGACCGACGGAGAGAAAGAAAGAGAGAGUGGAUGAAUGAAUGAAUAAAUGAAUAAACGAACGAACAAACGAACGAAUGAAUGAGUGAAUGAUAGAAAGAACGACUGAUCACGUGUGUGUACGCGUAACUCGAGUUCUGCGAUUCGUCAGAUUGUCACACA